Messenger RNA from Haliotis rufescens (red abalone), 4391 nucleotides. RefSeq names its product protein yippee-like 2. The record is from RefSeq and is a predicted model, not a curated record. Bases 563 to 910 code for a protein of 115 amino acids. The transcript has 5 exons. NCBI's taxonomy places the organism in Eukaryota, Metazoa, Mollusca, Gastropoda, Lepetellida, Haliotidae.
UCAGCUUAUUUCCGCCAUCAGGAAAAAGAUAAACAUAGCAGGCGAAAGGACUGAAGAAGAGACAGAUUCUCGCCCUCAAGCUCAUUUUGGCGGAAGGAAAACCUGCCAGACGUUGACAUAUUUCAAGAUUAUACCUGCACUUGUGUUUGCACGAGCUGACAAGCUGUGAAGGUACGGCUGCCCAAUGAUUCCAAACUGAAAACAUUCUUCUGAUGUGUACAAGAGACCAACAAUUGUCCAUCUAACAAUCCCAGUGACUGUGAAUUCACAGCCCAAACAGAGUCGUCAGUGGCCUAGUCCGCAGCAAGAUACAUCUCCAGGAUCAAGCUCACCAUCGUGAGGCCCAAAUCCAGCAUCACCAGCAUAGGUCUAGAGACAGAAGAACCUCAUCCAUCGGUUCCGAAUUUCUUCCCUCUGUCUUGGUGAAUCUGCCUCCCUGUGGUGUGAGUGGUUGCGCUGACAAUCAGACUGGCCCCCCUGCCCCCCCACGACUAGCAGACUGGCCCUCCUCCUAACUCCCCUGCUGCACAGCCAGGGUCCAUGUCUGUCAGCUCGAGGCAGGAUGGUGAAGACGUUCCAAGCCUAUCUUCCCAGCAAGUGUCACCGCACAUACAGCUGUGUCCACUGCAGGGCGCACCUAGCAAACCAUGAUGAACUCAUAUCAAAGUCGUUCCAAGGCAGCCAAGGCCGGGCGUAUCUGUUCAACUCAGUUGUUAACGUCGGCUGCGGACCAGCGGAGGAGAGGGUGUUGCUGACGGGGUUGCAUGCCGUUGCGGACAUCUACUGCGAGUGCUGCAAAACCACACUGGGCUGGAAAUACGAACAUGCAUUUGAAUCUAGUCAGAAGUACAAGGAAGGGAAGUUUAUCAUCGAACUGGCACACAUGAUCAAAGACAACGGAUGGGACUGACUCUCCCCCCCCUCACACACCCCCUCAUCAUAGGUCAUGUGAUCUGUUACCAUGGUUACAGUGUAUCGGUGUACCCGUGUCAAGUAUGAUCGUGUGACCCUCCACAUGAUUGGACUGUCUUGAUUGGGAGGAACACAAGACGGUUUAUUGUGAGUCAAUGGUGGCAUGUGUCCGCAACUCGAACUGAAUCCACGUAGAGCUGAUUCUGGAAGAGACCAGAUCCCGAGUUUGAGACCCGUUUUUAACAUGGCAGACAUCUUUGUACUGUCUGGAUGUCACGUGAGCAGUGUCGGCUUUCGGAGGAAAUGUCAAGAUUACCUUCAGACCUUUUUGUCGUCUGCAUAUUGUGAAGUACUUUUUAAUCCUCACUUGUAGACAAAUCUUUGUGAAUGUACUUUCGACAGGCUUACAGUGCGUUUUAAGAUUUGUCAUCCAGUUCCUAAAUCUGCAGAACUUGACCUUUUCAGUCUGAUUUUCAUUGGAACCUCCUUAUGUUCAUAGGUUCUAGGGGUGUCAUGAUACGUCUACCUCACGUUGAAUCAAAUCAAGAUAAUCGAGUCACAAUAUGACGAAUAUCGUGAUACUCAAGUUCCGCUGUUUUUUUGUGAAGUUUUCCACGUGGCCUGUUUAACAAUAUGUUGUUGCUAGCAACGAGGUUGUGUGUAAUUCACAUUUAGUUACUUCAGGCGUGUUCUGAAAGUAUGUUAAUUAUGUUAUCAGAUUAACGCUUUGUCUUGUUAUAGAUAUAAAUUUAAGGCUAGCCCUGUUAAUUACCAGGAUGAGUUGUUGCAAAAUUUGUAAAUAUUACUUUAAGAUUUAUAUAGAAUUAUUGAAUGAAUCAAUCUAUGGGUAGGCGUAUCAUGUAUCGUAUCAUCGGAUAUAAAUUCACAAUGUAAUACAUUGGUGAAGUAUGACACCCCAAAUAGAUUCACAAAACAGAAUCAUUUAUCUUUACAUGAAGGAUUUCGUACAGUUCAGCUGAAAAGGUUGAUAUACGAAGAAGUUCAACGGUUUCAACGAUGCAGAUUAAGCAAGAGGCCUGGUACGUGAAACUAUGUUGGCCUUGGCGGAGAAAACUUCACUCUGGACUCACAAACUCGGAUCAGCUCGUUAACUUAUUCCUCGACAACCCCAGUGGGAGACCCUAGGGAGUUCCAUUGUGCUAAACGUUUCAAUUAUCUGUGAUUUUUUUCUUGACAAAUGUUGUACAUAUCUAUAGUAGCAACUCAGUGCUAUUCUUGUCAUCAAUAGUCUACAGCUGUCAGUGCAGUGUCAGUUGCCACGGUAACAGUCGUAUUGUUAGUCAGUCUGCACGGUGCAUGGUCGGCCAUUUUGUUUGUCAUGGGUGCUUUCAGUUUAACAGCUUGGCCAUUAUGUCAUAGAGCAAGUUUUAUUUGGUGACAAAUUUAGUGUCGAUAUGAAUAUGAAUAUUGUUUUUCAUUUAGAAAAUGAAGUACCAAAACAAUUAUGCAUAUUUCUCAGUGUAAAUAAGUUUAUUUACUGACUGAUGACAGUUUUCCAUAACUGACAUAUACAAAAAAAUUAUUAAUCUGCCAAAUAUUGAAAUUUAUUAAUGGUCAUAGACUAUGAAGUUUAGCAUUAUUUGAGUACCAUGUUAUACUCUAUUAUAAGAUAUUUUGUAGUAAUAUUUUCAAAAGUUUCAUCUUCAAGGUGAAAGGUUACACACUUACAGACCAUGAUCCAUUAUUGGUCAGGGAUGGAAAUUAGCUCGAGCAUGGACACGUAAUAUAUAUAUUUAGGGUCCAUGUCUCUAGCCCCCUCCAACCCUACCCCAGUUUUGUUAAUGUAAGAGGUAUCUUAAGAGCAAGCAGAACUGCAAACAUUUUUGGGGGUAUUGCUAUAUAUUGUCACUAUUGGGGCAGGUAGACGUUCUUGGUUGAUUUCCAUCCUUGUUGGAUACAUCCGUGUCGUGCAGGGCUGACUGUAGUAUUUCUCAAUUAGCGUGAGCAGGUUUUACACCGGUAAGAUCUGUGUUCUAAGCUACAUCACUUCAUCGUUACACAAGCCAACGCUUGUGCAUCUUUGUACACGUGAAUCAUAUGGGUCUGUUGGACAGCAUUCACAAAACUGACUCUUCAUGCCAUAAUCAUUAUCAUCAUCAUAAUCAUCACUUGUCAUGACCACCAUUUUCAUCAGUUUCCGAAUCCAGACUCAUCUUUAUUUCAUCAUAACAGUCAUCAUCACAUGUUUGCCAUUCUCAUUAUAAUACGAUAUCCAAAUUUUAUCUCAUUUCACUCGCAAUCAUAUUCAAUCCUUCAUCGCAGACAAGCAACAGAAAUGUCAUAAAACACCACUAUGAGUAAUGUAAUUAAUAACUUCCAGCCAAGUCAGUAUGCUAGAAUAGGAUUUAAUUUGUUUGUACUUUGAGUUCCUUUGAAGCUUGACAAUACUAAUCGUGCUAAUGGAGGUUUUCUUUGUGAUAUGCCUUGGUAACGUGCUAGGUGAUUGGGAGUCGUUUCAUUAGUCACCCUGUCGUAGUUUGUGGAGGAUGCUUUCGUCAGUACUUCACUGGUUGUAUGUAUUCACAGAUGGUGAAAUGAAGUGCGUACAAAACUGUGACGUAUUGCUCACGGUGUACUGUAAAUCUGGAAAGUUUUGCAAGCAGGAUGGUACGUCGAAAACUAUGUGUAACACACACUCGCAAUAGCUUCAUGACGCAGUUAUAUUUGCAGACCAACACCUAACAAAAAACAUAAGGAUGCAUAUUUCGCUUAUUCACUUCACAUUGUCAAACAAGCCAGAACAUGAUUAUAUCAAUAAUCCCUAACAUCUUGUUAACUUAUUAUCCAUUGUCACGCUCAGGAAAGUUCACUAACCUGACACACCUUGUCAAUUUCCUUACGUAACACUGUAGUCCAGACAUCACUAUCCUUUUGUUAGAUAAACAUGCUACUUCAACCUUCCUUGUCAACAGGGGCGGUCGGGUAGCCUAGUGGUUAAAGCGUUCGCUCGUCAUGCCGAAAACCCGGGUUCGAUUCCCGACAUGGGUACAAUGUGUGAAGCCCAUUUCUGGUGUCCCCCGCCAUGAUAUUGCUGGAACAUUGCUAAAAGCGGCGUAAAGCCAUACUCACUCACUCCUUGUCAACAACAACAAUGCAUGUAUCUGUAGUUAAAACAAACGCUGACCGACACUUUUCAUCCCGCUAGUUCCACUCAAGAACAAUAACACAUGCAAAAGCAACCCUCAUCUUUGGUAAUCUCAUCGUCAUGGUGACGCAGUUAUGGCUAUUGUUACCCGCUCGCAAUAAUUUAUUGGCGCAAAACUUUUCGGAUUUACGGUAAUACACACUUGGGUAUAAUACUUGCCCCUACACUGUAUCUUAUUGAAGUGUUCAUUAUAGACCGGGAAGUACAGUAGUACGACUGCACCUACCACUAUGGAGAAAGGGUAUAUGUGUUGUAUAUAUUGUCAAUAUUUCGUCAUCCGUGAAAAUAAUUGAUACAUUAGCAGUGAUAGGGC